AGGGAAGUGGUAAAGCGCGGACCGGCUGCUGAUGGUCAGCUGAUGUGUCAAACGGGGUCCAGCCUUCACGCUUUGCUUUGUUGACGUUUAUUUGGAACAGAAGAAUUAUUGUCCCUGCAUACAUUGCUAAUGUAAUAUCUAUUCGUUAUUUUGGUACACCCCUCUCCAAUAUUUGACGACGUUGUCUUAAGCGGAAGCGAAAAGGAUGCAUCGAUUGACCUCAAGAACCGCUGUCAAUCUGUUGACGUUUUCAUCGCUAAUGUAUUUCCUGCUGAUAUUAUCCGCACAAACAUCAGAAGCUAAGAAUUCAGAAGACAUCAGGUGCAAAUGUAUCUGUCCACCUUAUAAGGAAAUUGCUGGGCAGAUCUACAAUCAAAACGUUUCCUUGAAGGACUGUAAUUGCCUUCAUGUGGUGGAGCCGAUGCCCGUUGAAGGCAAAGAUGUGGAAGCAUACUGCUUACGCUGUGAAUGCAAAUAUGAAGAAAGGAGCUCUGGAACCAUUAAAGGCACCAUUAUAGCAUAUCUUUCU
Messenger RNA from Puntigrus tetrazona (Sumatra barb), 529 nucleotides. RefSeq names its product transmembrane protein 9B-like. The transcript has 4 exons. Gene Ontology annotation, cellular component: lysosomal membrane. The annotation marks the transcript as partial. Gene Ontology annotation, biological process: positive regulation of canonical NF-kappaB signal transduction. NCBI's taxonomy places the organism in Eukaryota, Metazoa, Chordata, Actinopteri, Cypriniformes, Cyprinidae. The record is from RefSeq and is a predicted model, not a curated record.